AUGUCGGAGGAGGUGAUAUUGGCAUCAGCGUCUACCGCAUGUAAUGAAACCAAAGGAUCUUCACAUGAUAAGCAAAGCGUAUCACUGAACCUCCAUCAUCACAAGAAAGGUAAACAAGAUAAAGAUAAAAAUAAAGGUAAGAAUGAUAUUUGCAAUAUCGGUAUUUCAAUAAAGCAGAAACAGUUUGAUAAAGAAUUUCUAAUUCACAAACAACAUGUCUUGGCAAACCUCGCUAGUAAUGCAUGUGAUCACAGUCCUAAAGGUGGUGUGGAUCGUGAUUGUCUUCCGCUUAUGAAAACAUUAAAUGAACAUACAGACUACAUUACAACGAGUAGUUGUAGUGGACGUAUUGCUCUCUUUCAUAGUGUUUCCACUGCAGAGACUCGCUCUGAUCCCGCAGGCAAUGAUGGAUCUGCAGUGAAAAGAGGCCACAAGGAUGCACAAGGAUGGUUAGUCGUUAAACAUGGUCUCUUAACAGAACAAGAGAUUGAUACCAUUGUAGAGAAUCUCUGUGGUAGUUAUGUUAAUGCCAACAACACACAUAAUCCCAAUGCUCCUCACACUAUAAAUGAAAGUAGUGAGGAUGGCGUAUUAACAAAAGAUACUAUCAAACGUGCAGAGAUGGAGAUCGAUGGAGUUUGGGUACAUGAGGGUAUUCUCUCCAACAAGAUAAAUUCACCUCAACUCCCUACAUUUGGUACACUUACAUUAAAGAUGGAGCCUUUUGUCAUGCACGUGGCCUGUCGGUCCAUGUCGAGUGCCAAACUUCUCCUUUCGGCGGCGGCGAGUGAUAGUGGAUUUCGCAACAGUGGAGUGACGCCGCCUGGGAAGAAGAUUAUAUGUGCGAUUCGCCAUGCGGCUGGUCUUGGAUUGGAUGUGCCGCUUAUUGUGGAUGGUGUGAAUUACGUGACUGGACAGCACGACUACGUGCGCCGGCUUUUGUUAUUGGCAAAUGAGAAGAUGCAAGUGAAUGAGGUGAAGCUACGCAAACUUGAAAAGGCAGUGGCACACCGUCUGGCAGAGGGGAAGCAAUCUGAUUGA
Molecule: messenger RNA, 1041 nt
Organism: Trypanosoma theileri
Lineage: Eukaryota; Euglenozoa; Kinetoplastea; Trypanosomatida; Trypanosomatidae
Product: tRNA wybutosine-synthesizing protein 3
Exons: 1
Coding region: 1-1041 (346 amino acids)
Source: RefSeq, a predicted model, not a curated record